Molecule: messenger RNA, 2314 nt
Organism: Acanthopagrus latus (yellowfin seabream)
Lineage: Eukaryota; Metazoa; Chordata; Actinopteri; Spariformes; Sparidae
Gene: lcp1
Product: lymphocyte cytosolic protein 1 (L-plastin)
Exons: 16
Coding region: 155-2017 (620 amino acids)
Biological process (GO): actin filament bundle assembly; actin filament network formation
Cellular component (GO): actin filament; actin filament bundle; cytoplasm
Molecular function (GO): actin filament binding; calcium ion binding
Source: RefSeq, a predicted model, not a curated record
AUGCGUUGUCGCCCUGAUCAGUGCCGACUCAGUGCUGCCUGUGGAGAAGUGAGCAGACGGACGAGCCGAGGAACAGACGAGGAACAGACGGACAGACCAACACUCCUCCGAACACCUGCAGCCUCCUGCUCACCUCUCAGUUUCAGGAUCCAACAUGGCCGCCCCCGUGACCAUCUCUCCAGAGGAAGAGGAGGAGCUGAGAGAGGCCUUCGCUAAGAUUGACGUGGACCACAACGGGUUCAUCAGUAAGGACGAGCUCAAUGAGCUGUUCAGAGCUGCUAACCUGUCUCUGCCAGGAUACCGAGUCAGAGAGAUCGUCCAGGAGCUGACCAAGACCAGCAACCAGCUCACCUUCCAGGACUUCACUCAGAUCGUCCACGGGCUGAAGAGCAGCGAGGUGGCCAAGACGUUCAGGAAGGCCAUCAAUAAGAAGGAGGGAAUCUGUAGCGUGGCGGGAACAUCGGAGCAGACGGGCACCCAGCACUCGUACUCCGAGGAGGAGAAGGUGGCCUUUGUGAACUGGAUCAAUAAAGCUCUGGAGAAGGACGGCGACUGUAAACAUGUUCUGCCCAUGGAUCCUUCCAGCAACGACCUGUUCACCGGCAUGGGAGACGGCAUCGUCCUCUGUAAGAUGAUCAACCUGUCGGUGCCCGACACCAUCGACGAGAGAACCAUCAACAAGAAGAAGCUCACACCUUUCACCAUCCAGGAGAACCUGAACCUGGCCCUGAACUCUGCCUCUGCCAUCGGCUGCCACGUGGUCAACAUCGGGGCGGAAGACCUGAAGGAGGGCCGGCAGCACCUGGUCCUGGGUCUGCUGUGGCAGGUCAUCAAGAUCGGACUGUUUGCCGACAUUGAGCUCAGCAAGAACGAAGCUCUGGUGGCUCUGCUGCGUGAUGGAGAGUCUCUGGAGGAUCUGAUGAAACUGUCCCCUGAGGAGCUGCUUCUCCGCUGGGCCAACUAUCACCUGGAGGAGGCCGGUGCCGGCAAGAUCAAUAACUUCAGCUCUGACAUCAAGGACUCUAAGGCGUACUACAACCUGCUGAACCAGGUGGCACCUAAAGGAGAUGAGGAGGGGAUCCCCCCCAUCGCCAUCGACAUGUCGGGGCUCAGAGAGAAGGAGGACCUGAAACGAGCCGAGUGCAUGUUGGACCAGGCCGACCGGCUCGGCUGCAGACAGUUCGUCAUGCCCACAGACGUCGUCCGCGGCAACCCCAAACUCAACCUGGCGUUUGUCGCCAACCUGUUCAACAAGUACCCGGCUCUGAAGAAACCUGAGAACCAGGACAUCGACUGGAGCUCCAUCGAAGGUGAGACGAGGGAGGAGCGAACCUUCAGGAACUGGAUGAACUCUCUGGGAGUGAAUCCUCGAGUGAACCACCUCUACGCAGACAUCGAUGACGCUCUGGUGAUCUUCCAGCUGUAUGAGAAGAUAAAGGUCCCGGUGAACUGGGACAGAGUCAACAAACCUCCGUACCCCAAACUGGGCAGCAACAUGAAGAAGUUGGAGAACUGUAACUACGCGGUGGAGCUGGGGAAGAACGAGGCCAAGUUCUCUCUGGUGGGCAUCGCAGGUCAGGACCUGAACGCAGGGAAUCGAACCCUCACCCUCGCUCUGCUGUGGCAGCUCAUGAGGAGGUACACCCUGAACAUCCUGGAGGAGCUGGGCGACGGGCAGAAGGUGAAUGAUGACACCAUCGUGGGCUGGGUCAACGACACACUGACACAGGCUGGAAAACCAACCAUCAGCAGCUUCAAGGACGGCUCCAUCAGCAGCAGUCUGCCGGUCCUGGACCUGAUCGACGCCAUCCAGCCCGGAUCGAUCCGAUAUGACCUGCUGAAGACCGAAGACCUGACGGAGGAGGAGAAACUCAACAACGCCAAGUAUGCCAUCUCCAUGGCAAGGAAGAUUGGCGCCCGGGUGUAUGCGCUGCCUGAGGACUUGGUGGAGGUCAAACCUAAAAUGGUGAUGACGGUGUUUGCCUGCCUGAUGGCCCGCGGCAUGAAGAGAAUCUAAGACAGGAUGACCUCUAGAAGCUGAAGAAGCAGAGACCAGAGCCUCUGCCGGCUGAGCAGCACUGUUAGUGUGUCCAACACGUGAUGCCAACGGUUCACUUACUGCAGCAGUUACAGAAACAUUCAGGCUUCAUUUUGAUUUCUACAUUUGGUUAAUUUAAUGAGGGUUAAUCAGGAGGGACUGUUUUUCUCUACAUGGCUGAACUGUCUGAGUUUCUCCUGCUCAGUUGAUUUAAACAUGUUCCAAUCACAAACUUUACGCCAAAUGUUCCAACAAUAAACACAUUUUUGUAUUAAA